Crotalus tigris (Tiger rattlesnake) is the source of this 2803-nucleotide messenger RNA. RefSeq names its product cyclin Y like 1 (gene CCNYL1). The record is from RefSeq and is a predicted model, not a curated record. Lineage: Eukaryota; Metazoa; Chordata; Lepidosauria; Squamata; Viperidae. Gene Ontology annotation, biological process: regulation of cyclin-dependent protein serine/threonine kinase activity; regulation of canonical Wnt signaling pathway. The transcript is spliced from 10 exons. Gene Ontology annotation, cellular component: plasma membrane. Gene Ontology annotation, molecular function: cyclin-dependent protein serine/threonine kinase activator activity; protein kinase binding. The coding region runs from base 241 to 1344 and encodes 367 amino acids.
AGGCGCGGCCCGUGAUUGGCUGGUUGUCGGGUGCCGCGUGAGAGCGCCGUCGCAGAGCCGCCUGGUGGAGAGGGGGCUGUAGCCUCCGGUCUUCCUUCUCCGGCUUCUGGGCUCGCCUCACUGAGGCGGCGGCGGCGGCGAAAGCGAGAAUGAGACGGCGCUGAUGUGGCCGUCGCUGCGGCCUCCUGCAGCCCCGCUCGGGCCCAGCCCAGGCGGCGCCGGCAGUAGUCCCGCGCCAGCAUGGGCAACACCGUCACCUGCUGCGUGUCUCCCGGUGCCAGCCCGAAGCUCGGCCGGGCGCGCGGGUCUGCUUUGGGGGCCGGCGGCGGUGGGCGAGCGGGGGCCGGGCCCGCGGCGACGGGGCUAGAGCGGAGGGCCGGUGCUUAUCGGGAGAUCGCCGAGGCGGACUCGGGAGACUCGGAUCCCGGCGGAGGGGGCCCUCACCUGCAGCACAUCAGCGACCGCGAGUUCCCGGAUGAUUUAGCAUUGGAGUCAAACCCAUCUGACCAUCCUAGAGCAAGCACAAUUUUCUUGAGCAAAUCCCAAACAGAUGUGAGAGAGAAGAGAAAGAGCAACCACAUUAACCAUGUUUCCCCGGGGCAGCUUACAAAAAAGUAUAGUUCAUGUUCAACUAUAUUUAUAGAUGACAGCACCGUCAGCCAACCUAAUCUUAGGAGCACAAUAAAAUGUGUUACUUUAGCAAUAUACUAUCACAUAAAGAACAGGGAUUCAGAUAGAUCACUGGAUAUUUUUGAUGAAAAAUCACAUCCACUCACGCGAGAAGAGGUUCCAGAAGACUACUGUAAGCAUGAUCCUGAUCACAAGCACAUUUAUCGCUUUGUACGUACCCUUUUUAGUGCAGCACAGCUGACAGCUGAAUGUGCAAUAGUGACUCUGGUUUACUUAGAAAGACUCUUGACCUAUGCAGAGAUUGACAUCUGUCCAAGUAACUGGAAGAGGAUAGUCCUAGGUGCUAUACUGCUGGCUUCUAAAGUGUGGGAUGAUCAAGCUGUAUGGAAUGUGGAUUACUGCCAAAUCCUGAAGGAUAUUACAGUGGAAGACAUGAAUGAGAUGGAAAGACACUUUUUGGAGCUGCUGCAGUUCAAUAUCAAUGUUCCUGCCAGUGUUUAUGCCAAAUACUACUUUGACCUACGCUCCUUAGCAGAUGACAACAACCUGUGCUUUCUGCUGGAGCCCCUUAGUAAAGAGCGAGCACAGAAAUUAGAGGCGAUCUCCCGGCUGUGUGAGGACAAAUACAAAGACUUGUCAAAGGCUGCUAUGAGACGGUCCUUCAGUGCUGAUAACCUAGUUGGCAUUCACCGUUCUAAUGCCAUCCUCUCUUGAUCAAGAAGGAAAGCUACAACACUGGCACCAGCAUCCUUACAAGUGGAAUAACACCUUCCCUCCAAGUUCACCAGUCAACAGUGAUUGUGUCUUUCACAUGGAGGACAGGGUGAGCAAAUAAACCAAGGAAGUUCAGAGCCGGAGGAGGAGUUUAAUUCCACAGGGAAGAAAAGAUGGAACUUUGUCAAAGGGGCACAUUCCCUUCAAAAUCCAGAGGUGCAGAAACUUUUAAUUGGUCUUUUUUCCCUUUUCUCCUCACUAAUCUCCUCUAUCCACAGAUGUUUGCUUACUAUGUAGGCCUAUAGCUGUGAACUCUCUGCAUUUUAAAUAAUGACUAGUUUUAAAACUUAGACUUUGAACAUUAACAAAAUAGUCACGAUGUUCUUUCCUCUUCAGUAAUCCAGGACCCAACUGCAGUUGCCUUUCCAAGUCAGUGCAACAACCUUCAUGCUAAUACGGCGAAACGUCAUUCUGGAACUGAUGCCGUGGCAUUAGCAAGCAAAGAUUUCUCUCCCCUGUCCUCCUUCAGUAUGCACACUUCAAACUUCCCUAGUUAUUGGUACACUGGUGGUCAAUUUGGGACAAGGAGUUGCUGAGUAGUAUAUGCUAAGGGUAAACAAAAUCUCUUCAUUUGAGAUUGUCGCGGCAAAAGGAAAUGUUAGGGAGAGGAGCAAAGGAGUGAAGAUCUGUAUUUGCUAGUAAGUAAACUAGUGGUUCAGGGUCUAUUUCUUGUCAGUUUUGGUGCAUCUUAUGUGCUCCUAGUUAAGUUGUGGAAGAGACAGAAUUGAUAAUACACUUUCUUUUCUUGAAGGCUGAAUAGAAUUGCCCUGAAAUCCCUAACAAAUGUGUUGACUUGGUGAUGAGCUACUCAGCUAAAUUCUUCCACUACAAACAGUAAAUAUAUAACUGCUUUUAUUAUAUGCUUCCAACUAGCUUUAAAUUCCACUGUCACACUCUGAUCCUGAUGAGGGAGAUACGGUUGUUCUCAAUUCAUAAAAUGGAUUAUUUUUCCUUAGAAACCUAGCAUUUAAUUAUCUUUAUUCUGAAGUAAAAUUAUAUUGGCUUUUCCUACAUACUAAAUUUGCUCUUUAAAAACAGAAAUUCAAAAUAAAUAAAAUUGUUCUUUUUAAGAACAGAAGACAUAUUCUCAAUUACAGGCCUUCACAGUUCUGGGUCACAAUAUCUAAGUGGUUUGUACUUUAAAACAUCCCACUGGACAGUGCUUCUUACAGUUUUGACUCUUUUUGUCUAUUUAAUUAUGAACCAAGCUUGCUUCUUGAGUGUUCAGCAGCACUCAAAUUGUUAGUCUCAUUACAGUAUUUUAAUCUACCAGCCCGUCUGUGGCAUCAGGUAUUGAUUAUAAUUCAAUUUUGAAACAAAUGCUACAUCUUCAGGUGGCUUUCCUUUGUCAUGUUUGUAUUAAAAAAAAGAAGCUAAUAAUAAACUCUAUUUUAAUUAA